GGAGGAUUGGAAGUUCCUCCGGGUGGCCCUGGAAGUGCAUCUGGAGGAGGUUCAGGUGGUGGUGGAAAACCAGAGGGACCCGGUGGAUCAAGCUUUCCUGGUGAUAGUACGCCUGGACAAUCUGGCGGUUCAGGUGGAGGUGAGGGACAAGGGCAUCCACUUUUAACUGGCGGAACAUUCACACCAUCUGGUUUCCCGAAAGGAAAAUGCAGUUGCGUCUUUGAGAAUCCUUGCCCCCCUGGGCCACCUGGACCAAAAGGUGAAAAAGGACCCAAUGGAAUUGACGGGCCGCCAGGAGUGGACGGCAAAGAUGGCCCAGAUGCAGAAGACGUCCGACUUCAAGGUCCAGUUGGCUGCUUCUAUUGUCCUCCUGGACCAGCUGGACCACCCGGUCCACCAGGAAGACCUGGUAUCCGUGGCAUGAGAGGACGGCGAGGGCAACCUGGAACGCCUGGCCGCGAUGGACCACCAGGCGCGAUUGGAGAGAUGGGACCGCCAGGUCCACCAGGUACGAGCAAUUGA
Molecule: messenger RNA, 522 nt
Organism: Anisakis simplex (herring worm)
Lineage: Eukaryota; Metazoa; Nematoda; Chromadorea; Rhabditida; Anisakidae
Source: the annotation of a GenBank genome assembly